GGGGGUCUGCAAUGCAUUGCAGUAGUGUAGUGAGCAGUGCUUUGCAGUGGGGGCUAUGGGGAAAUCGAUUUUGCUACAGGGGAUGUAGUGGUGCAAUGGAUACAGUGGGAUUUACAGUUGUGCUUAUGGGAGCUGUGGGAGUUGCACUGCUUUGUAAUGGUGUGAUGGAUGCAAAGGGGUUUGCAGUGGGGGGGUCUGUGGGGUGCAGUUGGAGCUCUGUGGAGUUUGCAGUGGGGCAAAGCUUUGCAGAGCACAGGCAGAGUUUUAAUGGCUUGUUAUGGUGGCAAUAAGUGAUCUGUGGCAUCUCAGUCCUGCAGCCUGUUAAUUAUUGAAGCUCUGAUCAGGUUUAUCAGCCAUAUAGCACUGCUUUUCUCAUCUGCCUGUAUGGAUUUAGUGCACAGACAGGACUUCAGACUGGGUGCUUCUGAGCAUAUAUGUCUUACCUCCUCAUUUAAAUGAAGUAUUUAGUAGUGGUUGUGUAUUAUGCUAAAUGAUUUCCUAGUUAAUGUCAGGCAUUUAGAAGUUCCAGCAUUGAGAUCGUAGUUAAAUAUUUUAGUGUGAUAUUCAGUGUUCAAAGUAUUUUGUCGGGAGUGCUGAAAAAGGCUUAGGUGGCUGUUUGGGGCAGCUUUCUGACCUCCGUGCUUCUCUCACUUUGCACUUCUCUUACGUGUUGUGACCUUCAUCAUUAUUCCUGAUAGGAAAACAUUGCCUCAAGUUGUCUGCAGUGUGUAUUUUUUCUUACAUGUUGGUACAGCAUGAUUUUUUUCCACGAAUAGAAUGAAAAGCUGUUGUUUUCUGAGGUGGCCUUCCAUCUGAAAUGUGUGUGCCAAGUGGUGUUGGAUACCUCUGUUUCUUUGCCAGCCUUUUAUCGGGGAUGGGGGAAGGGCGGCAUUACAAACUCUUAGCAGUGGGACUGGGGGAGGUGGGUCAUUAUGCUGCUUCUGAUCUGCUCAGCAGAGCAGAAUGUGAGUGCCUUGUGGGACUCCUGCAUUUACUGCUUCAAGGGCCAGCGUGUGCUGCUGUGGCUUGGGAUGGGGCAAUUCUAGUAUCACCAGAUGAGGUUUCUGCUUUAUCGAGGAUCAGGUCUGCUUCGUGACGUUCGUUUCCAUGUGAGUCAGUUGGACUUUGAAAGAGGCAGGCGUGAAGGUACCUUGCGAGGAACAAACUAGCGGAGUGGAAGUAGCAAUGUGCCUCACGUACCUUUUGGUUACUGACUGAGAGCUGCCCUCUAAACGUUUUGUUGCUAGCUGCCGCCCCUGCUAGCAGUGCCUGGGGCCUCCCCUUUGCUCCCACCCAGCCAUGGGAUGGUGGCAAUCCUGCUGCCAGCCCCUCAGGGAGGCUUCUUUCUUGAGUGCUCUGGGAGCUAAGGGCAGUGGCCCUGCUUACGAGGGAACGAGCAGAGAAGCCUCUCCUUGCUCUCAGUUUUAUUAUCUCCAGGCCUGCUUUCUCCUCUCUUAGUCACUUCUGAGUCAGACAGCUGUCCUUUUUUGAUCUCUGGUUCUUAAAGAGUCAGAUGCUACUGUGUAUAAAGUUCACCAGAAAUCCUGGGUAUCACCAGAAGGGUACCUAAUUACCUUAGUCACCGUUGCUCAACUGUUUCAGAAGUUUCACAUUCCACAGCAAUGCCUGAAAGGCUGUUUAAAGCAGUGUUUAGAUGACUCUUUGCUGUAGUUUGGGGGUAUGGAGAGUGCACAUUAAGUGAAUUGGGGUAAGAGCAAUAAUCGUGAUACCAUCACAAUGCUGGACAUGCGAAAAGCAGUUCCCCGCUUGCUUUUUUCUAUUUGCUUUUUGUUAAUCAUUAAUAUUCUUUGAGUGCUUAGAGUUGGUCACGCCUGCAUCCUCACCAGUUUCACCAGUCACAGCAUUAGGUGGAUGUUUAACCCAAUCUCGGUUAUGCAUAAAUGAUGAGCCCUUUGUGUUCCAGUGCUGCGGCAUCCAUGCUAAGAAUUUCUAUAGUGAGAUGGUAAUGUUAUUUCAGUAGUAGUUUCUUCUUUACUACAGUGAUGCUUCUGGGUCUUCCUUCCUCCUGAGCCUUUGCAUGGCUGUGUGUGGCACUCUAGCUUGUGUGGGCAUCUACUUAAAAGAGAAAGGGGGAUUAGGAGAACUCUUCUGGACUUGCAUAUUUCUGCUUUGCUCUCUGUUUAUAGUCCCCAGGCUAAAGUAAAAACAUGGAUGCUUUCACACUGCUCACCUGAAAGCUUCUGAUAUUGCUCUUUUGAGUUGUGUAAUAUCAAAAUCCGGUCUCUAAAAUACCAGAUCAGAGCCUUUAUUGAAGGGAACCGAAGCUGCAGGGAGGUUAAGCAACUUGUUAAAGGUCACUCAGCGAGUUCAGCCUGGGAUCUGGGAGAUUGGGACUCUCCUAGAGUCAAAGCCACUGGUAUGCUGUGGUGUGCUAUUGCAGCUGCACUACAGCUCUGUCAUGCCUGGCCUAAGAGUUAAAUGAGCUGGUGUAUGGUAACUGUGUCUGCCCAGCACCUUCAUCUCCUGUGCAUAUGGUUCUGUAGGGUCAGAGAGCCUGAGGGUGGUUCGUUGAGAGCAGACCCUACAACAGAAGGUUGUUCACACAUCUUUUGCAUGUGUGGGAAUAUUUGCUGUUCACCGAUUAAGACAUACCUUGAGUGUAAGGAGGUCUGCUUUCUUUUUCUUUUGGUGUUUUUCUCAAGCUUAGAGGUUACCCCUGUCUUUUAUACUUCUAUUUUGUGAGGUUUAACUGCUUAAGAAGCAAUUUAGAUCUCAGCUUAGAUUACUUGGUUUCCCUCAAUUGUAGUGAAGUGCUAAAUCCCAUUGUUUCUGAAAAUUGAAAGCUAAGGCAGAGUCUCAGGAGCUGUGUAUUUUUUUAACCUUAAGUUUCCUUCUACUCUUUAAAAGAGGGAAAUAAUGUUCUCUUAAAUCUUUGUCAGAGAGGUUUUUUUUAACGUUGUUAUCCCAUUUGAGUCUUACACUGUGCUGAGCUGCCUGUGUGCUGCAAGUGUGAAUCAGGAGCUGGGAGGCAUCACACAGGUACUGAUGCAGAGCAUCCCUCUUGCUGAAGUUGAGCAAACUGGUUGGGCCAACAAACCAUACGAAAACAUCCAAAAAAGGGUCUUAAUACCUGUAGCUGGGGCUGUUCUUCAGCUGCUCCUGGCAUAUCUGUGUAUAGUUAUAAAUCAGUGUUAAUUUCCUUGCUAGUUGGAAGUGGUGACUUGUCUGUAACCAGUCCUCUAUCUUCCCUCUGCUCUCAUCCCACGUGAGUGUACUCCCCUGAAUGCAGAACCUUACCCAGACUGGUAUGUGGGUCACGCAGUGCAGUGAUCCAUAGCUCCUGCCCUGCCUUCUCCGGGGAAUUCAGAGACUUGGAGCAUCCCAACGCUGGGAAGAUCCUCUCAGGGAUGGGAUUCCCACAGCUUGCCUCUCAACGUAAUUAAGUGUUGCAGGAAAGCCUGUGUGACUUAGCAGGGAAUGUGACUGAUUUCUGCCUGCAAAAGAAGGGCCAGGGCAGGGAAAGAGCUGUUCCUGAGCUGUGAAAGGCAGGUUGUACAGGGGCCAGGAGAAACGCUGCAGACCUCUUGGAAAAUGCCAGGAAGCUCUCUUGUGAGAUACCAGAAAUGGCAAAGCAGUACUGACUCAGCUCCUCUGCUCUGGGCUGAGCAAACCCAGGGACCUUAGCCACUCCUCACACACCUUGCCCUACAGACCCUUCUCCAUUUUCAUAGCUCUCCUUUGGACUCUCUAGUUUUGUCUGUCUUAUGAGUGCUGCCUCUCCUCCCCCCUCCCAUGUGGCCCCACGGUGUGUCUUGAAGCCUUCUGAGAACAGACCUUACUACACGUGAGGUUUGUGCCGGGAAGCUAUGGAAACAGCACUGCAUGCCUCCUGCCUCUGCAGCAUUGUUCCUAUGCUAUCAUACGUAGGUCCUGCCCACGAGGCCUUUCUGCAGUGUGGUUUCCUCGUAUUGCACAAAACCAGCAUUUCUUAGCGUGCUUCUCUUGCAAACAGACAAUAGUGAGGUUGGGAAGAGGAAAAUGUAUUCUGCCUCCAGGGAAGCUGAGUGACUGGCCAAAUAAAAGUGGGCUGAGGGGAGCAUUUUCUGGAAUUCUUGAGGCAAAAGAAACCUGUUGAGGAAUCAUGCCUAAUACAAAUGUUGAUUUAAUCAAACCUCUCUUUCCUCAAUUUAUAUCAGUACCAGUAGCUGUGACGUUACCUCAGUGACUGCCAUUUCACACACAGCCAUCUGUGGGGAUCUCUGUCGUGACUUUGGUUAUGGCCAAGCUGCUUUGCGCUGAUGAACUGCUCUCCCGUCCUUGACUUCUCAGCUGGUGUCUGUAUAUAGAGCUUGGUGCUGCCUAGAAAGUGCCCCUGGGAGCAUGUGGUGCUCAAAUAAAACCUGUCAGACAGUGAUCAGCUGCACAGUCUGCCAGCCUUCUGCAGCUCCUGGUACAGGAGCUGAGUGCUGCUGAUGGAAGUUGUCUUUGAAGAGCUGUGAAGAUGGAGAAGGGUCUGUAGGCCAAGGUGUGUGAGGAGUGGCUAGGGUCCCUGGGUUUGCUUAGCACAGAGCAGAGGAACUGAGUCAGUGCUGCUUUGCUAUGUCAAGCUCUGUUACAGGAGCAAGGGUUAGAUCAAGCAGGGCACUUAGUGGGUUAAUGGUUGAAUUGGUAGGUCUGGGUUUCUCCUCCUGGUUCUACUGUAGUGGGGAAGUUGCACAUAUCCUCUUAUAAUGUGAUUGACUAAACCAUCUGACCAGAAUUGUUUCCCAUAUUGGAAUAGCCCCAAUCAUUCUCUUUUUGCUUGCAAAAUAAGAGCAAUCCAUCUGUUGUGGUGCAAAGGCUUAAUGUGUCUCCCGUGCCAGUUGAAUGUCUGCUGCUGUAGUGCAAUGUGAUUCAGUAUCUGUACAAUUUCAAAUGACUUCAUGUGUGUUUGCAGUCCAGAAGGGGUAGGAUAAAAGUUCUUUUUGGCCUUAAACAAUAACUUCAGUUGUUGUAAAACAGAUACGAUCACCAAGCAUGGACAUUUCCUGGUGGUUGUCUUUGACACUGCUGGUGGCGAUGUUGUCAGCCUCCAUUACCAUGGGGGGAUUGCUUUCAGUGCACGGGCAGUCAUCUGAGUUUGACAAGUGAACGUCAUUCUUCAGAGUACGCUUCCAUCAUAGCAGAAAUGCAUUCACACCCAGAACUGGUGGUAAAUUGGAAAGGGCUGCCCAACUGUAAGGAUAUGGUGUGAUGUUACACCUCAUUAAUUUAAUAGUAGGAUGCUGCUCAAAUGGAUGCCUUUGUUCCUUUGAUUCCCAUCUGCACCCAAAGCCACGUGCCCUUGUAGCUUCCCAAUGAAUUUAUCAAGGAGUUGGGUGAUGGCUGAUUGGGGGAACAACCACCUACGCUACAGGCAAAAAAAAGGAAUGAAAAAGCUCAUGUGAUGGAAUUGAUUUGCCACGUGUGUAUGCAAUCUGACCUAGUGGGGAAGGGCAUGACUGUUGUCUCGGGCGGCUCAUCAUUUAGGUGGGCUGAGCUGUAGAAGUCAGAUGAUGUUGCAUGCUUUCCUUGACUUCCACACUGUCUUGGGAGGAUUUCUCCACCAUCUUUAGGUAUCCUCACUCACUGCAAAGAUUAAGUUGGACUAACACAGGUGUAUUUUCUUCCGGUGAGAGUGAGAAAUUCAUACAGCAGCAAGUCUUUGCUUCCUGGAGGUAUGUAUGUAGGAAGCCAGAGCUCGCUCUGAAAGCAGUAAAACAUGCAGGCUACUGUGCUGUGGGGCCCGAAAUCUCUUUAUUUCCCUUUUUGUUUGUCCUGGGGGUAGAUGGCUGGACAGCCUGUUCUGGAGUCGCAGCAUGAAGGAGAUGUUUACCAGGUGCUUAAAUGCGUGUCAUUGUUUCAGCUGCCAGAAACAGCGUGGCUGCUGACCCACCUCUGCAGGCCGUGAGCGCUGGGUUUGUCAGAGAUCUUUCAUGGAGGGAGGACUCAUGUGUUGGCAGUUGGUUUCGUAGAGGAGUGACUAACGUGAUGGAAGGAGUGGUAUUUUCAAAAGUGUUUGGCACUCGUCUCUGUGAAGUUGCAGAGAUUGGAGUAAAGUGGUAUUCUGUGCCUUUCUCUCCUCAGCUUGCUACGUAAUUUGCUUUGUUUUAACAGGAAAUCCCAGAACUUCAGCUCUCUUGCUCAAAUACUCUCUUCUUUUAAAGCUGCUUGAGGUACUAUCUCACAAAAAAUAUUUCUCCUUGCUGUUUUGAUACCGUGCCUUCCUCACGGGUGCUCCUGGAGCUGCUGGUAAGCAGAAGAUGUUUCUGACAGUGUACCUCAGUAACAAUGAACAGCACUUCACCGAGGUGCCAGUCACCCCUGAGACAACGUGCAGAGAUGUGGUGGAGCUGUGCAAGGAGCCUGGUGAGAGUGAGUGCCACCUGGCUGAGGUGUGGUGUGGCUCAGAACGGCCUAUAGCCGAUAAUGAACGGAUGCUGGAUAUCUUGCAGCGCUUUGGGAUGCAGAGAGGUGAAGUUCGUUUCUUUCUUAGGCAUGAACGCUCUCCCUGCCGGGAAUCAGGGACUGGACCAAGGUCUCAAGAUCCAGUCUUAAAAAGAAAUGGUGUGAAAGUGCCCAGUGAUCGAAGAAUGGAGAAUGGAGUCAGUGCUCCAAGGAUGGAUAUGACGCUGGCUGAACUUCAGGAAAUGGCAUCACGCCAGCAGCAACAAAUUGAGGCUCAACAGCAAAUGCUGGCUAACAAGGAACAGCGCCUGAAAUUCCUGAAGCAGCAAGAUCAGCGACAGCAACAGCAGGCUGCUGAACAGGAAAAACUGAAGCGAUUAAAGGAAAUUGCUGAGAAUCAGGAAGCCAAACUUAAGAAAGUAAGAGCGUUGAAAGGCCAUGUGGAGCAAAAAAGACUCAGCAAUGGGAAGUUAGUGGAGGAGAUUGAACAGAUGAACAGCCUGUUCCAGCAAAAGCAGCGUGAGCUGGUGCUGGCGGUCUCAAAGGUAGAGGAACUCACCAGGCAACUGGAGAUGCUGAAGAACGGCCGGAUUGAUGGCUACCACGACAACCAGUCGGCUGUAGCUGAGCUCGACCGCCUGUACAAGGAGCUGCAGCUGAGGAACAAACUGAACCAGGAGCAGAAUGCCAAGCUGCAGCAACAGAGGGAGUGUUUGAACAAGCGCAACUCAGAGGUGGCAGUCAUGGACAAGCGUGUUAAUGAGCUGCGGGAGCGCCUGUGGAAGAAAAAGGCAGCUCUGCAACAGAAAGAGAAUGUACCAGUUUCUUCCGAUGGAAAUUUACCCCAGGCAGUGGGUUCUGCUCCAAGCCGAGUGGCAGCAGUAGGUCCUUAUAUCCAGUCCUCUACUAUGCCACGUAUUGCUUCCAGACCUGAACUGUUGGUGAAGCCAGCAUUUUCAGAUGGGACCCAAGCUUUGCAGGCAUCUGAUGGUCCACUGAAAACACAAACUUUGCCGAACAUGCGAGCUGGGAGCAGUUCACAAGCUAAAGUUCCUGCAGGUUCUGUGGUCCCCAGUUCAAAACCUUCCCAAUCUGCCGAGUGGAGUAGCUUAAAUACAGACAACCAUUUAAGUCAAGGAUCUGCUUUGACUUCAGGAAAGGGAAUUGUGUCCGGUGAAGGUCAAGCUGAAGGAGAUGCUUUUUCACGAGACAAAGAGAAGAAAGUACGUCCAUUCUCCAUGUUUGAUUCUGUGGAUCAGUCUGCUGGGCUGGGUACGCUAAGGAAGAACCAGAGCAGCGAAGAUCUUUUGCGAGAAGCUCAGGCAGCCAAUAAAAACGUAACAAAAGUACCACCUCCUGUCCCCACUAAACCAAAACAGAUAAACUUGCCUUAUUUUGGUCAAACCAGUCACCAGCAACUUUCUGACCCGAAGCUGGAUGGAAACCUACAGAAGCUGCCUUUGGCUGUCGCUUCUAUGGGGAGCAAACAAAAACCAGUAGCACAGCAGCCCUCCCAUCCUCAGCAGAUGCAACGGAUUUCUGUACCCCCUGUAGGUCCUUCCUCUAGCCAGGACCAGAUUCUUUCCUCCUCCAAACAGGAGAGUCCCCCGGCAGCUGCUGUAAGACCUUUUACCCCUCAGCCAUCCAAAGAGACCUCACUGCCUCCAUUUCGAAAGCCUCAAACUGUGGCUGCAAGUUCAAUUUACAGUAUGUACACACAACAGCAGACUCCUGGGAAGAACUUCCAGCAAGCAGUGCAAAGUGCUUUGACAAGGGCACAGACCAGAGCACCGCACUUCCCUAGUGUGUAUGGCAAGCCUGUGAUGGCAGGAGCAGGUGUACAGAAUCAACUGCCGCAGACAGAGAACAUUUACUCAAACCUGCAAGGCAAGCCAGGCAGUCCAGAGCCCGAGAUGGAAACGACAGCCUCUGCUCAUGAAAGUCACGAAACAGAGCGAAUUCCCCGUCCCCUCAGCCCAACCAAAUUGCUGCCUUUUCUGUCCAAUCCGUACCGCAACCAAAGUGAUGCUGAUUUGGAAGCACUGCGGAAGAAGCUGUCCAACGCGCCCAGACCACUGAAGAAACGUAGCUCCAUUACUGAGCCAGAAGGACCUAACGGUCCCAAUAUUCAAAAGCUGCUGUAUCAGAGGACGACUCUGGCUGCUAUGGAGACUAUCUCAGCUCCAUCACAUCCCUCCAAACAGACGGCAUCAGCUGUCAGUCCUGAAAGCCCAGUGGAAAUCCCAAAUCCUUAUGCAAGUUCAGAAUCGGAGAAAGAAACUGUUUCUUCUAUGCCUGAGCCAACCAUUGCUGAGGAAGCAGAAAACACACCAGCAGAUCAGAGCGAAGCUGUUCUUCCCUCCACUGCAUUAGACCCGGUACCUGAAGCGGUAUCAGAUAGUGAUGAAUCCAUGCCGCCAAAAAUGGAAGAACCGAGCCAUGAGGCUCCACUACCACUGGAAGUGUACAUGGAGGAGUAUCCUCCAUAUCCACCACCUCCAUAUCCAUCAGGGGAGCCGGAGAGUUUGGGAGAGGACUCAUUCAAUAUGCGGCCUCCUGAAGUUACAGGGCAGUUCUCCUUGCCUCCUGGGAAGAGGACGAACUUGCGUAAGGCUGGCUCUGACAGAAUUGCUCAUGGAAUGAGAGUGAAGUUCAACCCUCUCGCACUGCUUCUGGAUUCAUCGUUGGAGGGGGAGUUUGACCUCGUGCAGAGAAUCAUUUAUGAGGUUGAAGAUCCAAGCAUGCCCAACGACGAAGGGAUUACUGCACUGCACAACGCUGUGUGUGCUGGGCACACAGAAAUUGUGAAGUUCCUGGUGCAGUUUGGUGUGAACGUGAAUGCUGCAGACAGUGAUGGAUGGACCCCACUGCACUGUGCAGCAUCUUGCAAUAAUGUGCAGGUGUGCAAGUUCCUGGUGGAGUCAGGUGCGGCUGUAUUUGCUAUGACCUACAGUGACAUGCAGACAGCUGCAGACAAGUGUGAGGAAAUGGAGGAAGGCUACACACAGUGUUCCCAGUUCUUAUACGGAGUCCAGGAGAAAAUGGGAAUAAUGAACAAAGGAGUGAUUUAUGGACUGUGGGAUUAUGAGGCUCAGAAUGAUGAUGAGCUCUCAAUGAAAGAAGGUGACUGCAUGACAAUCCUGCGCCGGGAGGAUGAAGAUGAGAUUGAGUGGUGGUGGGCACGGCUGAAUGACAAGGAAGGCUACGUUCCCCGCAAUCUGCUUGGGCUGUACCCAAGGAUUAAGCCUAGACAAAGAAGCUUGGCAUGAAGUAGCAGGGAUGCCAGAUUCUUGAAGUACUUGCUAAUCGUGGAUGGCUUACAAAGAAAAAAUUCAUUCUGUGUUGGUUCCAGUAUCGUGAGACUUAUUUCAAUGACAGUGUAAUUUGAAACGAUGAAGAAUGUGCUUUGAAAACAAAUGAAGGAUUGAUACGUUAGCAAAUAGACGAGGGCAUUCUACAAGCUGAAAUAAUGCUUGCAAGCAAACAGAAUUAUUCUGCCUGCGGUAUAAGCAAGCCUAAUGUUGAGGUACCCACUCUGAUUUCUCCAAACAUGGCAGAAAAGAUUUUCACACCUCUCUGCAUUAAGUACAAGAACCUUUUCAGUUUACCAUUGAAGGAGUCGUCAUGAGACAGCCAGCCAGCUUCGUCCAUAUCUAUCCCGAGGCUUUUUCCAGAUGGGAGAAAUUAGAAAAGUACGUGCCUGGCACCCAAAUGCUCAUUGUUGGAAGCGGAACAUUUGCUGAAGAAGUGAAAUUGAAGUGCAUCUGAGCAGUGGAAAACAUGCUGACCAAUCCAGUAAGCAAUAACUUCUAAAAUGCUGUAGCAUCUUAGCAAUUCUAUGUAUUCAAAAUAUUAUGUGCUAUUACAGACAAUGUAGUUUUAGAUUCCUCUUUUUGCAAAGAGUCUCAUGUAUUUAUUGCCUUUUUUACUGUUAAAACUAAAUGUAGACACUUUCUGUAGUCCUUGACAACUUACUUGUUUUUAUUUGACUGUGAUACCAUUAAACUUGUCUCCUCUUAA
Gallus gallus (chicken) is the source of this 10407-nucleotide messenger RNA. RefSeq names its product tumor protein p53 binding protein 2 (gene TP53BP2). The coding region runs from base 6243 to 9656 and encodes 1137 amino acids. Gene Ontology annotation, molecular function: p53 binding. Gene Ontology annotation, biological process: signal transduction; regulation of apoptotic process. The transcript is spliced from 18 exons. The record is from RefSeq and is a predicted model, not a curated record. Gene Ontology annotation, cellular component: nucleus. Lineage: Eukaryota; Metazoa; Chordata; Aves; Galliformes; Phasianidae.